Grammomys surdaster is the source of this 3563-nucleotide messenger RNA. It is a transcript of the gene Safb2, whose product is annotated as scaffold attachment factor B2. The coding region runs from base 383 to 3397 and encodes 1004 amino acids. Gene Ontology annotation, molecular function: sequence-specific DNA binding; RNA binding. Gene Ontology annotation, cellular component: nucleus. Gene Ontology annotation, biological process: regulation of mRNA processing; regulation of transcription by RNA polymerase II; regulation of androgen receptor signaling pathway. The record is from RefSeq and is a predicted model, not a curated record. The transcript has 21 exons. Lineage: Eukaryota; Metazoa; Chordata; Mammalia; Rodentia; Muridae.
GCAUUGAGGUGAGAGAGGUGGGUGUCGAAGCACCAGCUGUAGAGCGGUGGCGUACGCAGCCGAGAAGCGCUGCGAGAGACAAACCGGGUCUGUGAGCAUAGGCUGCUUCAAGGCAGUGCGCGUGCGCAUAAAGAAAAAAAGGGGACGGUGGCGCUUACGACUGGUUGCGCAUGUGCAUUUGUACCAACGAGGCUAGAGAAUGAUACGGCGUGCGACUUAAUAGGUGCGUCAGCGCUGUGCGCCUGUGCAGCCGCAAAGGGAGGCGGGAGGAAGCGAGUGCGUUUUCCUCUUAGGCGGCGCCAUUUUGUACUCAGAGCCGCCACAGCUGGGGGCAGUGAGUGUAGGAGGUUCCGGAGCGAGCCUGGAAGUCGCGGAAGCGAGGAUGGCAGAACCUGUGACCGGGUCGGGCGACCCUGCCUUUGGUCAGGUCGCCUCGGAUAGUGGGAUGCGGCGGCUUAGCGACCUGCGGGUGAUCGACCUGAGGGCGGAGCUGAAGAAGCGGAACCUGGAUACAGGAGGCAACAAGAGUGUGUUGAUGGAGCGGCUGAAGAAGGCAUUUAAGGAGGAAGGACAAGAACCAGAGGAGGUCGGUAUCAGCUGGGGAUCUGCGAGCAAGAGGCCUAUAAAGAGAAACACCAAAGGACCCAAGAUGGAGGAGGAGGGCAGUGAGGACAACGGCCUGGAGGAAGAUUCCAGAGAUGGGCAGGAUAGGGUUGUGAUUCUUCAGAGUUCACAAGACAGGGACACCAUGGAUACAGGUGUGCCAGAUGGGAUGGAUGCUGAGGACCUCAGUGUGCCCUGCCUGGGGAAGGCCGACACCAACGACCAGAUUCUUCAUGCCUUAGAUGACAGUAAAGAGUACGUGGCCGCGCAGCUGGGACAGCUUCCAGCUCAGCUCCUGAAGCAUGCUGUAAAUGAGGAUGUCUUCAAGAACACUCUGGAAGUUUCCAUGUCAGACCUUAAAGUAACUCUGGCUGAAGAAGAAACCCCCUUGGAACCAGAAAAUGAGAAAAUACUCGACAUUUUGGGGGAAACUUGUAAAUCUGAGCCAGUAAAAGAAGAAGGUUCGGAGCUGGAGCAGCCCUUUGCCCAGGCCACGAGUAGCGUGGGGCCAGACAGGAAGCUGGCGGAGGAAGAGGACCUAUUUGAGAGCUGCGGCCACCCGGAAGAGGAAGAGGAAGAGGAGGAAGAAGAACAGGAAGAGGAGCAGGAGGAGGAGGGAGAUUUAGCUUUGGCCAGCAGCAGCAAGUCUGAGUCUCCAAGCACUCAGUGUCAGUGGAGUGAGGCAGACGCCCCGUUAGCAGUAGUGAAAAGGGAGCCGGCAGAGGCGCCGGGUGGAGGUGGAGGUACUCGGCACAGGCGGAAGCGCAAGCGAAGGCGGAAGCAUCAGGCACAGGCAGAAGCCCUGGGCACAGGUGGAGGUGCCGGGAUGGACCGCGAGCCUGUAGGGCUAGAGGAGCCAGUUGAACAGAGUAGCACGGCUGCCCAGCUCCCGGAGGCCACCAGCCAGGAGCUGGUGCGAGCGCCCACGGCAGCCCUGAGCCCUGAGCCCCAAGAUAGCAAAGACGACGUGAAGAAGUUUGCUUUUGACGCUUGUAAUGACGUCCCUGCGGCUCCUAAAGAGUCCUCAGCCAGUGAGGGCGCUGAUCAGAAAAUGAGCUCUGUUAAGGAAGAACAAGAUAUAAAGCCAGUCAUUAAAGAUGAGAGAGGUCGUGCCAGCUGUAGCUCAGGAAGGAACCUGUGGGUCAGUGGGCUGUCCUCCAGCACACGUGCUGCUGAUCUCAAGAGCCUCUUCAGCAAGCAUGGGAAGGUCAUCGGAGCCAAGGUGGUCACCAAUGCCCGUAGUCCUGGGGCUCGGUGCUAUGGAUUUGUGACCAUGUCCACAUCAGAUGAGGCCACCAAAUGCAUUACCCACCUACACAGAACUGAACUGCAUGGGAGGAUGAUCUCUGUGGAGAAGGCCAAAAAUGAACCCUCUGAGAAGAAGUCGGCAGACAGGAGAGCUUGUGACCAAAAGGAGAAGGUGCCAGGGCCGGACAGACCUCACCCUGUGAAGAUCAAGAUGGAGAAGUACAGUGACGUUGCGGCCCUGUCCUCUAGGGACCCAGUGCCCUUAACUGUGAUCAAGAAGGAAGAGAAACUGGAAAAGGAGGAGAAAGGGCCAGAAGACAUAAAAAAGGAGAAGGAUCAAGAUGAGCUCACACCAGGAGCUGCCAGUCAUUCUCGAGUCACCAAAUCAGGAAGCAGAGGCAUGGAGCGCACAGUCGUGAUGGACAAGUCCAAGGGCGAGCCCGUCAUCAGUGUGAAGGCCACAAGCAGGUCAAAGGACAGACAGAGCUCCAAAAGUCAAGACCGAAAGUCAGAGGGCAGGGAGAAGAGAGACAUACUGUCAUUCGACAAGAUCAAGGAACAGCGGGAGCGGGAGCGCCAGAGGCAGAGGGAGCGUGAAAUCCGGGAGACGGAGCGACGACGGGAGCGGGAGCAGCGAGAGCGGGAGCAGCGUCUGGAUGCCUUCCAGGAGCGGCGGGAGAAGGCUCGCUUGCAACGAGAACGGCUGCAGCUCCAGUGCCAGCGGCAGCGGCUGGAGAGGGAGCGGCUGGAGCGAGAGCGGCUGGAGCGAGAGCGCAUGCGCGUGGAACGUGAAAGGCGAAAGGAACAGCAGCGCAUUAUGCGUGAGCGGGAGGAGCUGCGGCGGCAGCAAGAGCAGCUACGAGCUGAGCAGGAACGGCGGGCACUGCGAAGACCCUAUGACCUGGAUGCUAGGAGAGACGAUGGCUACUGGCCAGAAGGGAAGCGUGCAGCCAUAGAGGACAGAUACCGAGACUUUCCACAGCCAGAUCACCGUUUUCAUGACUUCGACCACCGGGAACGUGGACAUUACCAGGAGCAUGUCAUAGACAGGAGGGAUGGGUCCAGACCCAGAGUGGAGGAGCGGGAUGAGCAGUAUUACCCAAAUGACGAGCACAGCCAUGGAAGGCUCCUGGAGCACCAUGGUUGGGAUGCCCGAGACAGCUGGCAUGGCUACAGCUCUGACGAGAAGUUGAAUGAAGGCCAAGGGCUGCCCCCUCCUCCCAGGGUCAGCCGAGAGUGGGCAGAGCACACCUCGCAGUUGGAGGAGCAGCAGGUUCCUGUCUGGCACAGCGCUGUGGACACAAACAUGACGGGCCAUGAGCACAUACGGUGGCGAGGUGCUGAGCGGGGCCUUGCAGGACCUGGGCAUGGGCAUGUGGCAGCAGGCCGGGGUGGCAUGGCUGGGCAAGCCUUUGCACAUGGUGGACAUUCCCAGGGCCAUAUUGUGCCCAGUGGUAGACUGGAAGGUGGUGGCGUGCCCAGCCAGGACCAGGGUGGCCGAGUCCCCAACCCCCAUCCUCACCCCCACUUCAUCCGCCGCUACUGAACCCUGCUCUGGACCAAACCCUGCUGCUGCAAGUAGGCAGAGACUGCAGCCCCAGCCACCUCCCACUUGUGGCACCGCCAGCAGUCACAGGUUCUGCCAAGUGUCGAUGUGAACUCACUUUCCUGGUGUUUUUAAUAAACACAGUCCUGUUCUGCCGUUUGUAAGA